Molecule: messenger RNA, 495 nt
Organism: Rotaria sp. Silwood1
Lineage: Eukaryota; Metazoa; Rotifera; Eurotatoria; Philodinida; Philodinidae
Source: the annotation of a GenBank genome assembly
AUGAGUAAUGACGAUUCUGCUGCUGAUGGACCAGGUAAACUUUUGGCGUACGAAUUUUUUCCAACUGACGGAAGGAUUCGUUUUGAUCCGGGAGAAACAUGGACGCAGAAAUAUGACAAUAAUGAUGCAAAUUUUCGCCUUGUAGCGACUCAUGAAAUAGGUCAUGCUCUUGGACUAGAACAUUCUAGUGACCAAUCAUCAAUAAUGGCGCCAUACUAUAAGCUCAUGCAACCAGAAGCUCUUCUUCCCGAAGAUGUACGAUAUGUUAUUGUUCAUGUUUCAGGAGGUCAAAAAUUAUUGUUUGCUGGUACAAAUGAUCCAGCUGCACUUAUGGAACUUACCUCAAUCGGAUUACCAACAAAUCAAACAGCCAAAAUUAGUAAAGAAAUUAUGAGUCUUUUUGAAGAAAAACUUAAUAUUAGUGCAGAUCGAAUGUAUUUGAAAUUUACAAACGUAACUGGCAAUAUGAUGGGUUGGAAUAAAGGAACAUUCUAA